This is a messenger RNA of Ceutorhynchus assimilis (cabbage seed weevil), 902 nucleotides long. NCBI's taxonomy places the organism in Eukaryota, Metazoa, Arthropoda, Insecta, Coleoptera, Curculionidae. The record is from the annotation of a GenBank genome assembly.
UUUGUCAAACUUGUCAAAUUUCUUUUCUAAGCCGAUAACCAAUCAUGGCGGUCGGGAAAAAUAAGGGUCUUUCCAAAGGAGGCAAAAAAGGAGUUAAAAAGAAGGUAGUCGAUCCAUUCACUCGUAAAGAUUGGUACGAUGUUAAGGCCCCAUCGAUGUUUGCCACCAGGCAAGUGGGCAAGACCCUGGUCAAUCGUACUCAGGGUACCAAAAUCGCCUCUGAGGGACUAAAGGGCCGUGUUUUUGAAGUAAGUUUAGCCGAUUUGCAAAACGACAAUGAUGCUGAAAGGUCCUUCAGGAAGUUCAGGCUUAUUGCUGAAGAUGUUCAAGGUCGUUAUGUCCUUACCAAUUUCCACGGUAUGGAUUUGACAACUGACAAGUUGAGAUCUAUGGUCAAAAAAUGGCAGUCCCUCAUUGAAGCUUCUGCUGACGUAAAAACAUCUGACGGAUACUUGUUGAGGGUGUUCUGCAUUGGUUUUACCCAAAAAGAUUCACAAUUUUCGCAAAGGAAAACAUGCUAUGCCCAGCAUACACAAAUCAGACAAAUCAGGAAAAAAAUGGUUGACAUCAUCACUAGGGACAUCCAAGGGUCUGACUUGAAAGAAGUUGUAAACAAAUUGCUUCCUGACAGUAUUGCCAAGGAUAUUGAAAAGGCCUGCCAAGGCAUCUACCCUCUUCAUGAUGUAUAUAUCCGUAAAGUAAAGGUCCUCAAAAAGCCACGUUACGAACUCUCCAAACUUUUGGAACUCCAUGGUGAUUCCAAGGGAUCAGGCGAAGGCUCCGGUGACCCCGGUGCUAAAGUUGACAGACCUGAGGGCUAUGAACCACCAGUACAGGAGUCUGUUUGAGAACUUUUUUUUAAUGUUAAUAAAUAGAUACUUAUUGUAUUUAUUUAAAUUUGU